AUGAGGCUGCACGCACGCUUAUUUGCGCCCUCUUGUCCUCUGCGAGUCUUCCUUGCGAGCUGGCCGCCUGCGAGGGGAGCCUUUGACUACGUACAGCGGACUACUGUGCAGCGUGCAGCUACACACAGCCCCGCAGUUCAGCCUGUAGCAAGCGCGCCUACAAAGAAAUUGCAGUGUGAUGAGGCCGGCUCAACGAAGCAUGCCGCAUCGCCAGGCCCACGUUUCGACCGCAUCCUUACCACCUAUCUACGCCUAACGACGUCGGUGCCCUUUAGCGGCUUCGACAACGAGUGUUUAACCUUAUAA
Messenger RNA from Pseudocercospora fijiensis CIRAD86, 306 nucleotides. RefSeq lists its product as uncharacterized. The transcript has 3 exons. Lineage: Eukaryota; Fungi; Ascomycota; Dothideomycetes; Mycosphaerellales; Mycosphaerellaceae. The record is from RefSeq and is a predicted model, not a curated record. Bases 1 to 306 code for a protein of 101 amino acids.